AUGGACAGCCUCCCAGCCGAAAUACUUCUCUGUAUCGCUGAGUGCAGUACCACCCUGCCAGAACUGCUCAAGUACAGACGCAUCUCGCGCCGUUUCAAGCAAGUCGUCGACACCAAGUGCAAACCUCAUGCUUUGUACCUGCUGCGCCGCAAAUCCAUUCCGAUAGAAGUUGACGACGCACUACUUGCUAUCCGCCUGAAGCGCAUACCCUGGGAGUCAUGCUGCCAUUACGACCACGCACGAGGCGACUAUUCUUUCUACCCUUCAAAAGACUUCUUCGAGGCCGUUCUGAAUGAGACUGAAGUGCCGCCAGGCUGUCCCUCUAUUCCAGCCGCAACUUGGUUGCAAGAGGUCGAGGCUGUCAUGGACCUGUACCUGUUGGUGUUGGCCUAUAUGUCUACCGGCCAGCACUGUUCAUUGAACAUCCAACAGCAUUACCUUGGGGGCUAUUAUCUUGAACAAAUUGACUCGCCCUACGAAUGGCCAAAGCCCCAGACAGAAGCCAUGAUCCGGUCGCACUUCCGCCUGUUUGUCUUCACAACUGUGUACGCACCACGUGUUUUUGUUGAGCCUCUUGCCAGCAUUUCAGCUAUAAUGGACAACACUCCGAUACCGGACGUCACUGCUAUAACGGAACACCGGGUAGCUUUAUUGAUGGAAGAAAUGGCGAAAUACCCUGUGUUUCAGAAGUUGCAACUGCCCUUGGAGGAAAGAACAACACAUCCGCUCCUUGAUGGCUUUUUUGAGUGGCUAUACGCCCAGCCCGAACCCCGCGAAUUCCUAGUGCUCCCUGAUGGCUUCCAGGAUCCAGGUAGUGGCCACCCAGGCGACCGCUUAGUUGCCCUCAUGCAGCUGUGGAAGAUACACCAGAUAAUGGAUGAUCGAGAGUGUGGUAACGAACCAAUACCUGAGUAUCAUGUUGCAUCUCAAUUCAACCCGAUACAGCCAGGGCUCACUGACCCAGCUACCGCCUAUCGCCGACCCCUUCAAAUUUCGAUUUGGUCUGAGCCCCAGCUUAUCAUCGAAAGUUGGACAGAAGACAACGCUUGCUCAGUGGUGCUAGAGGUUCCGGGAGAGACGCGUAACGAUCACAUCAAGAGAUUCGUUCUACUGAAGAUGAAUUAUUCGGGGGGAUUCAAUGCCUUUAGCAGGGUGUUUGAGACUGAACUCAAGAACAGAUUUGGCUUGAGAUAUGUUCCUCAAGAGGUGACAUCUCUAGAUAUUGACUAUGGCGUGUUGGACCCGAGACCUGAAUUGGAGGAAUGGGAAUAG
Alternaria conjuncta is the source of this 1272-nucleotide messenger RNA. RefSeq lists its product as uncharacterized. The transcript has 2 exons. The coding region runs from base 1 to 1272 and encodes 423 amino acids. NCBI's taxonomy places the organism in Eukaryota, Fungi, Ascomycota, Dothideomycetes, Pleosporales, Pleosporaceae. The record is from RefSeq and is a predicted model, not a curated record.